This is a messenger RNA of Hydractinia symbiolongicarpus, 2299 nucleotides long. RefSeq names its product histone H2B, gonadal-like. Gene Ontology annotation, cellular component: nucleosome. Gene Ontology annotation, molecular function: protein heterodimerization activity; structural constituent of chromatin; DNA binding. The record is from RefSeq and is a predicted model, not a curated record. NCBI's taxonomy places the organism in Eukaryota, Metazoa, Cnidaria, Hydrozoa, Anthoathecata, Hydractiniidae. Bases 129 to 533 code for a protein of 134 amino acids. The transcript has a single exon.
UUUAACCAAUUAAAUUGCGUAUCGGCGUUUUCGGAUCGAAUUCGAUCCGAUUUUUUUACUUAUAAACAAAAAGUUUUGACUUGCAGUUUAAUGCUUAUUUACAAGUUAAGUAGCAAAAAUUUUUAACCAUGUCUGACGCAGCAGCUAAAGGAGGAAAACAGGCACCUAAAGUAGCCAAGAAAGGUGAAAAAAGAGCCGGCAAAAAAGGAGGAAAGAUUGGUGGAACUGGUGAAAAGAAACGCAAGAGAAAGAGAAAGGAAAGUUAUGCUAUUUACAUCUACAAUGUUUUGAAACAAGUUCACCCAGAUGUCGGAGUUUCAAGCAAAGCUAUGAGCAUCAUGAACUCAUUUGUCAACGACAUCUUUGAGCGCAUUGCUUCCGAAGCUUCGCGUUUGGCUCUUCAAAACAAAAAGUCGACCAUCUCUUCUCGUGAAAUUCAAACCGCAGUACGUCUUCUCUUGCCUGGAGAACUUGCAAAACACGCAGUCAGUGAAGGAACAAAAGCCGUCACAAAAUACACAAGCAGCAAGUAAACCAACGUCUACCAAACACAAACGGUCUUUUUUAAGACCACACAUCUUUAAAAAAACAUUUACUUGGCGUCACUACAAGUUAACCGAAGUUAAUAAAACUUCUAAAUAAUGUGCUUAAGAACACUAGCCUACAUUUAAAAUACUUCCCCAUGUGUGUGUGUGGAUUAGCUUCACUUUUCAUACGUAUUAUUAGCUGUACUUGCAGAAAAGACAAGUACAUUGAUCCAUGUUAUUGCUUACAUUUAACUUAACCCAGCUUUUCACGGAAACACUCCCAGGCAAAUUAACCCUACAAAGUAUUUCUAAAUUUUUUUUGUGUCAUAUAUGACAUAGUAUCGUAUAGCAAUAAAUGUAACUGUGACAAGACUUUACACAUUGUGUAAUUUGGAAGCGUGCACAAAGUAAUGUUUUAAAAGAUUUGUGGCUAUAAAAAUAGCCGUUUUUGUUGAGCAAUGACAACGCUUAACCUCCGAAUCCGUAAAGAGUUCUUCCUUGACGUUUUAAGGCAUAAACAACAUCCAUAGCGGUAACGGUCUUGCGUUUAGCGUGCUCUGUGUAGGUUACAGCAUCACGAAUAACAUUCUCUAAGAAAACCUUCAGUACACCUCUGGUUUCCUCAUAGAUAAGGCCAGAGAUACGUUUGACACCACCUCGUCGAGCAAGACGUCGAAUAGCAGGUUUUGUGAUUCCCUGAAUGUUAUCACGAAGAAUUUUUCGGUGACGUUUAGCACCUCCUUUUCCCAAUCCUUUACCUCCUUUUCCGCGUCCAGACAUAUUGAUAUAGUUGCGUACAGAACGAGUACAAAAACAACGUUUGAGUUAACAGAAUUCAGACAGCUUUAAAAAGAGGCCAUAAAAUUACCUACUGCUCGUGGAAACACCCUAAUUAACCAAUAGAGUUGCGUCAUUACAAAAUGUUCCGAACAUUUUGUACAUUUUUUUAAGUAAAACUGUAGUUUUUUUAAAAAUUCGUGGUCUUAAUGUUUCAGUAAGGCAAUAAAUUUGGCAUCGUUGGAAUUCGCCAAACCUUCUGCUACUUACUAAAAAAAAAAAAAGUCAAAAGCUUUUGUGUAUCAGAAGAUACAGCCGUUUUCCCGUAGCCAAAAAACACAGAUUUUAUAAAAAUGUUAAAGUAAUGAGCGUAAUGUCAUUAUGCAGCCAAUCAGAAAUUACUUUCUUAGCACCAAUCAAAUGGUUUGUUUUGAACCUUAGCUGUCAAUCAAUAUGAGAAAUAAAACUUUGGCGCGAUAGUGCAUUUUAGACCGUCUUGUGUAUCCGUACUACAUCGACUUCUUAAAAUAUGGCUCGUACAAAGCAAACUGCACGUAAAUCUACUGGAGGAAAGGCUCCACGAAAACAACUCGCCACUAAAGCUGCGAGGAAAAGCGCACCAGCUACUGGAGGAGUGAAAAAACCACAUCGUUACAGACCUGGUACAGUUGCUCUCAGAGAAAUCAGAAGAUACCAGAAGUCAACCGAGCUCUUGAUCCGCAAGUUGCCUUUCCAGCGUCUUGUGCGAGAAAUUGCUCAGGACUUCAAAACAGAUCUGCGAUUCCAGAGCACAGCCGUUAUGGCUCUGCAAGAGGCUUCUGAAGCGUACCUUGUUGGCUUGUUCGAGGAUACUAACUUGUGUGCCAUUCACGCAAAACGAGUUACAAUCAUGCCUAAAGACAUCCAGUUGGCAAGAAGAAUUCGUGGGGAACGUGCCUAAGCAUCUUACCAAACAAAAAACGGCUAUUUUUAUAGCCACACAUCCAUAAAAAAUA